AUGGCUUCUGUUCUGCUGCCGCUGCCACUGCCACUGCCACAGUUAUCGACUUUGUUCGAUUGUUGUCGGAGCCGUAAAGAGUCGAGCUUUCCUCGCGCUGUCUACAAUUCUAACGCCAUUUCUUCCAAUUCCGGCAAUGCUCAUCAUUUCUUCCUUGGUCGAAUUUCCGGUUUGUGUGAAACCGGAAACCUCCAAGAAUCUUUUCGGGUUGUCGAGGAAUUCGCUGGGGACGACAAGGAAUCGUCCGACGCAUUUGUUCUUGUCCGAGAAGCGCUCGGGCUUCUCUUACAAGCUUCUGGGAGGAGAAACGACAUUGGAAUCGGGAGAAAAAUCCACCAGCUGGUUUCUGGGUCGACCCGGUUAAGGAACGAUGACGUCCUCUGCACCCGUAUUAUCACCAUGUACGCCAUGUGCGGCUCUCCUAACGAUUCUCGCUCUGUUUUCGACGCCUUUCGGAAGAAGAAUCUCUUCCAGUGGAAUGCUGUUAUCAGCUCCUACUCAAGAAACGAGCUUUACCACGAGGUUUUAGAGAUGUUUAUCAAGAUGAUCUCAGAGACUGAUCUUUUACCGGAUAAUUUCACUUUCCCAUGCGUGAUCAAGGCUUAUUCUGCGAUUUCUGAUAUUGGAAUCGGGCUUGCGGUUCACGGGUUGAUAGUAAAGACCGGAUUGGUAAAGGACGUUUUCGUGGGUAACGCAUUGGUGUUGUUCUAUGGAACACAUGGUUUUGUCUCCGACGCCUUGAAACUGUUCGAAGUAAUGCCUGAGAGAAGCUUGGUUUCGUGGAAUUCAAUGAUUCGAGUGUUUACUGAUAAUGGUUUCUCGGAAGAAAGUUUCUUGCUUCUUGGAGAAAUGAUGGAGGAUGAUGAUGAUGAUGGUGCGUUUAUGCCGGACGUUGCUACACUUGUUACAUUGUUGCCGGUUUGUGCGAGAGAAAGAGAAAUCAAGGCGGGAAAAAGUGUUCACGGGUUGGCUGUGAAACUGAGUUUGGACAAAGAACUAGUCGUUAACAAUGCCUUAAUGGACAUGUACUCUAAAUGUGGUUUAAUCAAUGAAGCACAAGUCAUCUUUAAGUUGAACAAUAACAAGAAUGUGGUUUCUUGGAAUACAAUGAUAGGAGGUUUUUCAGAUAUACAUGGAACUUUUGAUCUUCUGAGACAGAUGCUGGCAGGAGGCGAAGACGUCAAAGUCGAUGAGGUAACCAUUCUAAACGCAGUGCCGGUUUGUUUCGAUGAAUCGGCCUUACCGAGCUUGAAGGAACUUCAUUGUUACUCCUUAAAGCAAGAGUUUGUACAUGAUGAGUUAGUAGCCAAUGCCUUUGUUGCUUCUUAUGCAAAGUGCGGCUCGCUGAGUUAUGCGGAGCGUGUGUUUCGUGGGAUAGCGAGUAAAACAGUGAACUCUUGGAAUGCUUUGAUCGGUGGCUAUUCUCAGAGCGGUGAUCCUAGGUUGUCCUUGGAUGUUCAUUUGCAGAUGAAAAACUCCGGAUUGCUACCUGAUAUGUUUACUGUUAGUAGUCUUCUUUCAGCUUGUUCUCAACUAAAAUCUCUGCGGUUGGGAAAGGAAGUGCAUGGGUUUAUAGUCCGAAACCGGUUAGAAAGAGAUUUGUUUGUUUAUAUUUCAGUACUCUCGCUGUACAUUCACUGUGGGGAGCUAUUCACUGCACAGGUGUUGUUUGACGCAAUGGAAGAUAAAAGCUUAGUAUCUUGGAACACUGUGAUCUCCGGUUACCUUCAGAACGGAUUUCCUGAGAGAGCUUUGUUUCUCUUUAGAGAAAUGGUUUUGUAUGGAAUCCAACCUUGUGAGAUUUCUAUGAUGAGUGUGUUUGGUGCGUGUUCUCUGCUACCUUCUCUUCGGCUGGGGAGAGAAGCGCAUGCUUACGCUUUGAAGCGCUCUCUCGAGGAAGAUGCGUUUGUCGCCUGUUCUACAAUUGAUAUGUAUGCCAAGAAUGGUUCUGUAGCACUUUCACUUAAGGCCUUUAAUGGUUUGAAGGAGAAAAGCGCAGCUUCAUGGAAUGCGGUGAUUAUGGGAUGUGGAAUACAUGGGCGAGCAAAAGAGGCUAUGGUACUCUUUGAAGAGAUGCAAAGAACAGGUCAUAGUCCUGAUGAGUUAACAUUCUUAGGUGUUCUAACGGCGUGUAAUCACAGUGGUCUGAUCCAUGAAGGGCUGAGAUAUCUGGAUGAGAUGAAGCAUUCUUGUGGGCUAAAGCCAAGUUUAAAGCAUUAUGCUUGUGUCAUUGAUAUGUUAGGCAGAGCUGGACAACUAGACGAGGCUCUAAGGGUUGUUAAAGAAGAGAUGUCUGAGGAACCUGACGUUGGGAUUUGGAAUUCUCUGCUCAGCUCCUGCAGAAUCCAUCAAAAUCUGGAGAUGGGAGAGAAAGUUGCUGCCAAGUUAUUCGAGUUAGAACCAGAAAAGGCUGAGAAUUAUGUUCUGCUAUCCAACUUAUAUGCCGGAUUAGGGAAAUGGGAUGGUGUGAGAAAAGUGAGGCAGAGAAUGAAGGAGAUGAGUCUGAGAAAGGAUGCUGGAUGCUCCUGGAUCGAACUAAACGGGAAGGUUUUUAGCUUUGUUGUUGGUGAAAGUUCCUCAGAUGAUUUGGAGGAAAUCAAAAGUCUUUGGAGUAUAACAGAGACAGAGAUUCGGAAGAUGGGAUAUAGACCGGACACAAAUUCAGUACACCAUGAUAUAAGUGAAGAAGAGAAGAUUGAACAGUUGAGGGGACACAGCGAGAAGCUUGCCAUAACUUAUGGGUUGAUCAAAACUUCAGAAGGAACAGCUCUCAGAGUUUACAAGAACCUAAGGAUAUGUGUGGACUGUCACAAUGCAGCGAAGUUGAUCUCCAAGGUCAUGAAAAGAGAAAUAGUUGUGAGGGACAACAAAAUAUUUCAUCAUUUCAAGAAUGGGUUUUGUUCUUGUGGAGACUACUGGUGA
Molecule: messenger RNA, 2922 nt
Organism: Microthlaspi erraticum
Lineage: Eukaryota; Viridiplantae; Streptophyta; Magnoliopsida; Brassicales; Brassicaceae
Source: the annotation of a GenBank genome assembly